AUGUCUCCUUCCCCCUCUCCCGCCCCUCCUGCCGCUUUACAUCCUCACCUCCGGGAUCAUUUGACUGAAAGUCACACCUCUUCCCCAGCUCCGAGCGGGGACGUGGACGAAGAUGUCCGGAUGGAAGGCGAGGAUGAUGAACUCGAGGCGGAGGACAAGGCGGCCGAAGAGCUGCCGCCGAAAGCGGAACCUGUAGCAGAAGUGAAAGCAGAAGACGAAAAGAAAGAGGAGAAAGAAAAGUGUUUGUGGGGAGAUUGUGAAGAUGAGUUUGCGGAUAAGCAAGUGUUUUAUGGUCAUGUCAAAGAUCAUAUCAAUGCCUCGAAGGAGUUUGCUUGUGAAUGGCGUACAUGUGCUCGUGUCGGACAGAAACAGGGCAGGUCGUUACUUCUGACCCAUAUUCGAGGGCAUACGGGCGAGAAGCCGUACACUUGCAACAUUGCAGAUUGCGCCAAAUCCUUUGCCCGUACAGAUGCUCUCAACAAACAUAAACGUACCGUCCACGCCGACCUGCUCAACCCCAACGGUGCGCCCCCCAAACCCGCCAAAGAACCAAAAGAACCCAAAGAACCAAAAGCCAAAGGUCCCGGUAGAGGCAAAGGCAGAAAAUCCCUCGCUGCUGCUGGCUCAGCCUCAUCAUCCAAUGCUCUCCCCGAUGCCACCUCUGCAAACUACCGUGCACGCACACCGCCAACGCUGAUACCAACUCAGUCGAUACCGCCGGGGUUUGCAGCACCAGACUCGGACCUCUGCUACGACUCUGAGCUGUACGAUGUCAUCCCCCGCCUGCGCGCAAGAAGGCGGUUCUUGCCCGAGUCGGAGGAAGAGCUUUACGCUCUGAUGGUGGCGGAAAAGAAGUUUCCGAAACAUCGAAUGUUUCCGGAUUAUUCUCCGGAAGGAGACGGUGGACGGGACAGAGGAGAAGGGUCGGGGCAGGAGGUGAUUGGAAAGAGGAGAAAAACGGUGUUGGAUGAUCUUGUCCCGAACCCUCUGGACGAGCCCGUCAUACCCCCUCGACCUGAUGCCAACCCCCACGCCUCUGCAGAGCUCGACGACAUAUUCCCUCUCACCUCCACCCUCGUCCAGCAAAUCGACGACGCCGAGGACCCCGAGAGCGGUCCAAUACAGGUGCUGAGCAGGUGCCGGUGGCAGGCGAGAUAUGUGCUGGCAAAAGCAAGGCUGAUGCUUUUGGACGAAGAGAAUGGUAUGAGGCAGGGGUAUCUGAGAGAUAUAAUGGAGAUACAGAUGCGAGCUGGGGUGGCAGGACAAAUUAUAGAGGAGAAGCCGGCGAUUUAG
Messenger RNA from Cryptococcus wingfieldii CBS 7118, 1293 nucleotides. RefSeq lists its product as hypothetical. Gene Ontology annotation, biological process: regulation of transcription by RNA polymerase II. NCBI's taxonomy places the organism in Eukaryota, Fungi, Basidiomycota, Tremellomycetes, Tremellales, Cryptococcaceae. The coding region runs from base 1 to 1293 and encodes 430 amino acids. Gene Ontology annotation, cellular component: nucleus. Gene Ontology annotation, molecular function: DNA-binding transcription factor activity, RNA polymerase II-specific; RNA polymerase II cis-regulatory region sequence-specific DNA binding. The transcript is spliced from 3 exons. The record is from RefSeq and is a predicted model, not a curated record.